Eremomyces bilateralis CBS 781.70 is the source of this 624-nucleotide messenger RNA. RefSeq lists its product as uncharacterized. The annotation marks the transcript as partial. The record is from RefSeq and is a predicted model, not a curated record. The transcript has a single exon. NCBI's taxonomy places the organism in Eukaryota, Fungi, Ascomycota, Dothideomycetes, Eremomycetales, Eremomycetaceae.
CUGUCUUCUCCGUAUAAUGAACAGCAAAUCUGGAACUACGCCCACGUAUCCGAGCUCUGGAAAUUCCACGGCUGGAUCAACGAAGAGGAAUCCCAGCAAGCACGGCUGCACUACGGUGGCUAUAGUAUCAAAACCCAUCUUAGCCUCCGCAUCAUCACACUCAAAACUGACCUCUGGUACCGCAACAACCUCUUCAACUUCAUCAACUCCACCGACCAUGACACCUCCGGAAUGCUGCGAUUCCUCAUCGACGAGCUCCAAACGGCCGAGGAUGCUAGCGAGCGCAUCUGGAUUCUAGGACACGUCGCCUCGGGAUGGGAUGCGAGGGGCAGCCUUCCAAAGCCCAGCGACCUGUUCUAUCAGAUCGUCGACCGCUUUUCUCCGCACGUCAUUGCGGGGAUCUUCUUCGGUCACACUCAUGAGGACCAGGUCAUGGUGUACUAUUCAAACAAUGGGACGGAGCAGACGAGCGAGCACGCGUUGAUGACAGGUUGGAUCGGCCCGAGUGUCACGCCGCUCACGCGUCUCAACUCGGGAUUCCGGGUAUACGAAGUCGAUACGGGCGACUUCAGCAUCUACGAGUCCUGGACUUUCUAUACCGACGUCUCGACUUUCUCCGAGCUG